AUGUCCAGCGUCCAGGGGCCGGUGCGCCAGCAGCUUCCGGCCCAGCCUGCGGCCUGGGCUCUGGCGCCCCCGUGCAGCCGCGCCGACCUCUCCCAGCUGCAGACGGGCCUGGAGGCCAGCAGGCUGCUCUUCGAGGACACGGCGGCCCCGCGCACGCACGGCGCCAGGAGAACGAAGAAAAAGAAGGCGAAGCCCCCGGAGAAGAGGUGCUCCCGGGGCCACCUUGCUGCGCAGCCCCACUACCGGCUCUGCCUGGGGGACAUGCCCUUCGUCGCCGGGAAGUCCACCAGCCCCAGCCACGCCGUGGUGGCCAACGUCCAGCACGUCCUGCACCUGAUGAAGCAGCACAGCAGAGCCUUGUGCAACGACCGCGUGGUCAGCAGCGUCCCUCUGGCCAGGCACGCGUCCUCGCGGGGCGGUCGGGCCAGGAAGCCGGCGACGCCGCCUCCCCCGGGCAGCGUCAGCGAGGAGCUGUCCGAGGUCCUACAGACGCUGCAGGACGAGUUCGGACAGAUGAGCUUUGACCACCAGCAGCUCGCGAAGCUCAUCCAGGAGUCCCCGACGGCGGAGCUCAGAGACAACCUGGAGAGCGAGCUGGAGGCGCUCGUGGGCAGGAUGGAGGCGAAGGCCGGCCAGAUCACCAAGGUCCGCAAGUACCAGGCCCAGGUACCUCGGGCUCCUUCACUCGUUCUCACGGCGGCGCCCGGCGGGCGGGUCCGCGGCCGGCAGGACGCUCCCCCCGGGCGUUUCCCACGCCCCGGCACCGGCCGGCGCCCCACGGGCCGUUUGUUUCCCGGAGCAAAGCGUCACCUUGCGCGGUGCGUUCGCCGUCUGGGUUCGCCGCCCUCCCCGAGCACCCGGAAGCCCUCGGGGAGCGGCCGGGCACUGAGG
Condylura cristata (star-nosed mole) is the source of this 891-nucleotide messenger RNA. RefSeq names its product centrosomal protein 57kDa (gene CEP57). NCBI's taxonomy places the organism in Eukaryota, Metazoa, Chordata, Mammalia, Eulipotyphla, Talpidae. The record is from RefSeq and is a predicted model, not a curated record. The annotation marks the transcript as partial. The transcript has 5 exons. Gene Ontology annotation, cellular component: centrosome. Gene Ontology annotation, molecular function: microtubule binding.